Messenger RNA from Pyricularia oryzae 70-15, 684 nucleotides. RefSeq lists its product as uncharacterized. The transcript is spliced from 2 exons. The record is from RefSeq and is a predicted model, not a curated record. NCBI's taxonomy places the organism in Eukaryota, Fungi, Ascomycota, Sordariomycetes, Magnaporthales, Pyriculariaceae. Bases 1 to 684 code for a protein of 227 amino acids.
AUGCGUCCCAUUUCAUUCGCCCUGAUGGCCUCGUUGCUACACACCGUCGUCCCUGCUCCCACGCCGGAGCCAAUGCCCGAGCCCAUGUGGGUGGGACCCGUUGAGCUUACGCCCUCUAUUUGUAUUAGCCUGGUAGCACUCGGGGUGACUUGCACCAACAUGAUUCACAACUUGGGCAAAACUCAGGUCGACAAUGUCAAAGAAGCUCACAGGAUCUCAAUGUUAAAUGUCGAGCAAAACAUCGGCUGUAUAAAGAACCUAGAUCCCGGAAAUCACGUGGCUACAGAGUUACAGAGAAAGGUUAGAGAUAUAAGAGACUCCACAGCUCAAGCCGGACGCUACUCUUCUGGGCCGCCACUUCUCCCGUAUAAGGGCAAGUUGGUCGCUGCCUACGAGCAGCAUUGUGAUGAGUUGAUGCGUCUCAACGAGCAAGCAAAGAGCGAACUGAACAGGCUGCAGGGCCACUCCAGCCCCCGCGGGUCCCAUGACGCCGAGCUCGGAAGGCCAUCGUCUUCCGAUUACUUGACCCCGCAAACAAGUCUCUCGUCAAACCCUGGAUCUGGCCGCAAUGGCGGCUCCAAAGAGGGUGGAUGGAUUAAUGCGGUCAAGAAUGGUGGUUCCUUUACAUGGCCAGGCACAGGUUCUCGGAAGCAUUCGGAUGGUUUGUUGCCGCAGCGAAAGUGA